CCCCCCCCCCCCCCUUUUUUUUUCAACUGACCUGUGUUCUUUCUUCUCCUCUUACUCGUUACUGUUUUAAACCCUUUUAUUAUUAUUAUUCCCCACCAAAGAAUGGUUAUUAUUAACUUUUUUAUUCCCCUCUUCAUUUCAUCAUCCCGUACCACGACAAAUACCAAUGUUUUUUAUUACCCAAAAGUUUUCGUCGUACGGGACCCAGCAACAAUACAUUAUGUGGAAUCAAACCGAUUUUCGGUCUGAUGGAGUUUACUCGGUACACGGUCUGGGAAUUUUCUUCCCCUUAUUUUCGCUCAAUCUUCAAUUCGCUUCUGAUUCUUUUGAAAUGAUUACCCCCGUUAUCCUCACGCUGUUGAUGUCACUACUCUUUGAUUUUCAUUCUUAUUUUGGUUUUUCUUUUUACAUGUCCUUGCUCAUUUCUCAUCCUUUUUAUCGUAUGAGAAUUUGCAAACUGAACGUCCAUUUAUUUUUUUGAGUAACUUUUUUUUUAUUUGGAUAUGAUAGGUCAGGAUAGGCUAAGGAAAGAUUCCCCCUUUUGAAACAAUUUUUUCUUGUCUUUUUUUUAUAAAUUGAAUUUGAUUCAGAUCGAUUUGUUUUUUCUUAAUUCUCUUAUUUCUUUUUUCACGUCUUAGUGAUCACAUUUUGAUUGCCUGUCGGCAGUCAUGCGUAAUGGUCAUGACUGUACAUGAUUGGGAAAUGUCUUAUUCGAAAACCUUCUUGGCAAAUACCCCCUCCUCUCUUCUCUUCUUUUCUCCAUGUUCUGCUAUUGUGUCAUGGUCUUUUAAAUAGAGGCGGAGGAACAGGGGGAAAGGACUUAUACAUAUACACUCAUACCU
This is a messenger RNA of Xylona heveae TC161, 842 nucleotides long. RefSeq lists its product as hypothetical. Bases 221 to 481 code for a protein of 86 amino acids. The transcript has a single exon. Lineage: Eukaryota; Fungi; Ascomycota; Xylonomycetes; Xylonales; Xylonaceae. The record is from RefSeq and is a predicted model, not a curated record.